Rhododendron vialii is the source of this 2831-nucleotide messenger RNA. Its product is annotated as mRNA export factor GLE1-like. The record is from RefSeq and is a predicted model, not a curated record. The transcript has 15 exons. Lineage: Eukaryota; Viridiplantae; Streptophyta; Magnoliopsida; Ericales; Ericaceae. Gene Ontology annotation, biological process: poly(A)+ mRNA export from nucleus; regulation of translational initiation; regulation of translational termination. Gene Ontology annotation, molecular function: inositol hexakisphosphate binding; phospholipid binding; translation initiation factor binding. Gene Ontology annotation, cellular component: nuclear pore; cytoplasm; nuclear pore cytoplasmic filaments. The coding region runs from base 229 to 2175 and encodes 648 amino acids.
AAGCAUAGUUUCGUCUCUGAUGGUUAUCUAAACAGUGUUCAUGGGACCUCCGCUCUUCUGAAUUUCACACAUUCGUUUGAGAUCCAGUACUCCCUUUCGCUCCCAAAUUACAUCUCCCCCCUAUUGGGUUUCUCUUUCUUGAACCCAUAUCACCUCUCUCUCUCCCUCUCUUCCGUGAUUGACCGUCAAGGCGUCUCGUCGAAGCCGUUUUCUUCGAGUUCCUCAACAAUGGGAGCCGUUAGACUGGAGGUUCGAUGUCCAAAAAGUGUUGGCGGAGUCGUUAUUGAUCCGCAGCCGGAUUGGGGUUUCGACACGCUCUUGUCGGAGCUCAGUUCGAUAGAAGACAAGCUUAAUGCGUCUGCACCGUUUCCUUUUACCAAAACCAAGUCGAGGGAAGUUUCCUCGGCAAAGUCUGUUGAAAGGAGGGCUUUUGUUAUGCGCAUAGAUGAGAUAGAGGAUGUUGAAGAAGACUACGAGGAGGAAUCUCAUGACCAACUUAUGGUUGCUGGGAGAAGAUUUGCCUGUGAUGACUUUUACAUCAGCGACAGCGAUGAUUCUGAAGUAGAGUUGCCAUGCGGAGCGCCAUAUCCUUUGAUGGACAAAGUAGGAUUGGUAGAAGGUGCAUUGUUAGAGCUCACUCAUGAACAUCAGCUUAGUGUUACGGAGGUAGUCAGGAACCAGGUUUUAGCACUGGAGACAGAUCUGAUGGAUGAGAACAAGAAGUUUAUUUAUGCACUUAAUCGAGUUAAGAAAUAUACCGAAGCACGGCAGGAAAUUGAGAGAAAACAGGAUAUGCAGUAUCAACGUGAGAUUGCAGAAGCACUGGAUAAUCACUUAACAGCAAUUCAGAGGGACCACGAGCAUAAAUCCCAAAUAGAAGAAAGAAGAAUUAGAGAUGAUGCAGCUAUUGAGGAGGCCAAAAGAAGAGAAAAGGCUCUUCAGGAAGAAAAGCUGCGGCAAGAAAAGGCUAGACUUGAGGCUGAAAGGAAGAGAGCUGAAGAAGCAAAAGCAGCUGCUGUGGAAGCUGAUAGGAAGGCAGCAAAGGAAGCUGCGGAAAAAGUUGCCAAGGAAGAUUCAGCAAGGGCUGCUGCCGCUGCUGUGGUUGCUUCAGCUGUAGCUAUUGGGCGUCAGACAGGUGCCAGCUCAGUAGUUGUGAAUGAUGGAUCCAGGAAAUUUAGACCUGAUGGAGUAAAAGAAGUUCUACAAGCAGGAAAUAUACUUAAGUGUGCAGAAAGCGCUAUAAAAUUAGAGGAAAGAAGACAACAAAUUUACAAGGAAGUUGCCAUUAAAAAUGAGGAGCUGAGAUUGGGUUCAAACACUGACCCCCUCAACCAUGGCGCAAAGAUACGGAGACUGGUCAAAACAAUUACUGGGUUGAAGGAUAACGUAAGAACCAAAGCAGAACAAUUGGUUGAGAUAUUCUUUGAUUCAUCUUGCCCCCAGUCGAUCAGUGUAGCAAUUUUUGCCGAGAAGAUCGUGGACCAGUGUCUUACGCCAAAUAAGGCCACAUUUGCUUAUGCUCUUGCCGCCGUUCUUGUUUCUUCACGGGUUCCACUUGCUAUGGAUCUUCUCCUUGCCCAGUUGAAUAGAGCUUGCAUCUACACUGUCCCAAAGCAUAUUACUUACUCCAAGACGCUAUUUGGAACGAAAGAAGCUUAUCGCCAAGCCAUUGGUUACAAAGAAGAAGACGGGGUGCUUGAGAGUGAAGAGAAAUAUGUUAAACGGGUAGACUCAUGUAUGAGACUUUAUGGAGCUCUUGUUCAGACGGAGGAUGGGGGUGUCCAAAACAAGCAUGGUCUGACAGAAGGUUGGGCAUGGCUUGCCAGAUUCUUGAAUGCUCUCCCUGCAAAUUUAUAUACUGGAGUUGCAUUGCUGGCAUUCCUUGAAAUGGCAGGGUUUGCUCUCUAUAGAAGAUACAAAGCUCAGUUCAAGAAGUUAUUGAACAUCAUUUACCGGGACUUUUUAAGUGCACUUAAACAACGGAGAGGAGAUGCAAAGCUCACGAUAGUCAUCACUAGUAUCCAGAGUUACAUAGAGUCAAACAAGUUCCUUGAGGAACCAGAAGGAAGGUCCCUGCAGAGUUCUUCACUAUCACGAGAGUGUGCUCCGGAUGAGUAUGCCCAAGCACCAUCAUCAUAUCAUCGCCCAUCAAACAGGGGUUUCUACCAGUAUUAGACGUCAUUGCAUCUUCAAAGAGUUUGAGUAGUAGUUGCGCGAGGUGUAAUUUAAACCAAAUCUUUGGGUGGGAAAGGAGGAGAAGCUUUCCAUCCCUGGUUCUGGUUUAAUCCUCCAUAUUCAUUUAUUUUGGAAUUCUUAUUUUUAGAGUGGGAUUCCAACUUAGCUCCCCUUGAUCGAGAUUUUGAGAAAAGUCUCUCUUUGGAGGGCACUGUUUGAAGAAAGUCGUAUGCUGUAUUUGGGGUAAUUAUUGUCUAUUGUUUACCUCUGUUGUAGAAUCAGAGAGUGGAGUAGUAGUUGCACGAUGUGUAAUAUAACCAAAGCUUUGGGUGAGAAAAGAGGUGAAGUUCUCCGUCCCUGGUUCUGCUGUAACUGGCCUGGCAUGGAUCCUCGAUGUUCAUUGAUUCUGGAAUUCUUAUUUCUAGUGUGGGAUUCCGACUGAGCUCCCCAAGGUGAGAUUUUAAGAAGACUUUCGCUUUGGAGAGCCAUGUACAAAGGAAGUUGUAAGCUGUAUUUGGGUAAUUAAUAAUUAUUGUGUGUCGUUUACCUCUAUUGUAGAAUCGGACGAGGUAUAUCUUAUUUAUAAUUUUUACAAUGGUGGGAAUAUUUAUUUGCUAAGGGAAAUAUUUGGGAGUUUGGCUCGACUAAUUUCCUUA